CGAAUAAAUAUGUCUAAUAAUACUUAUAAAAUAGAGAAUGCAAAGACAGGAAGAUCAUCAUGCAAGGGUAGAUCUUGUAAGAGCACAAUAGAGAAGGGUGCAAUGAGGAUUGGAAAGAUAUAUCCUUCGGCAAGGUUCGAAGAUGAUGGUGUGGCAACAGACUAUUUCCAUCCACAAUGUCUGUUUGACUCACAACUACGUGCGAGAAAGUCAACAAAGAAGGUCGAGUCAUUAGAGGACUUGGAUGGAUUUGAUGAUCUGAGUAGUCAGGAUCAGAAAGAGAUAAAGAAGAUGUUGAAUGGUGAGUAUGACACAUUCUUGGGCACAAAGAGGAACCACAAUCAUCUACCUGCGAACGAUCAGGUCUUCACUGCGUUCAACUCGAUACCAUCACCAAAGGACGUGAGAGUGGUGGUAUUGGGCCAGCAACCAAUGGCAAAAAAGGAACAUGCCAGUGGAUUUGCUUACUGUGAUCGUGCCGCAGUGUCGUGGAACUUGGACAAGUGUAAGGUCAGCACAAGGAACCUCAUCAAGUCUGCGAUGAUAUCCAAGGAGUACAUAUCAAAGAUCGACGAUUUGGAGACAAUCCAAGAGGUGCUCAAGGAGGUCGACCUCCCCGGUGACUCGCCUCGCGAUUGGUUCAAGGCCACCGCCUCCCAGGGUGUCCUGUGGCUCAACACCUCGCUCACCGUCACAGAGGACCGUGAGGAUGACAGGAAGCCACAUGAGACCAUCUGGACGCCCUUCAUCGAGGAGGCUCUCAGAGUGAUCUUCAACGCCAAGAUCAAUGAGUCCGAGGGAGACAUCAGCGGUAUCGUCUUUGUGAUGUUUGGCAAGCACUUUGCUGGUGUCAAGCCCAUCAUUGAGAAGGUGCACGCAGAGGUGAUGGGUGUGGUGCCCAUCGAGUAUGUUGAAGGCGGAAGCCCAGUGUUGGAAGCCUUCCACAAUGUAAAUUAUUUCGCGACGAUCAAUCAGAUGCUAGAGAAGGUUGGAUCCGCAAAGGUCGAUUGGUUCCCAUCGUCACCAGCAAAGGAUGACUAUGAAGACGAGGAUGAUGAGGAGGAAGAGGACGAGCAGCAUCACCAUGGAUCAACGUCAACGUCAACGACCACUUCAACGUCCAAGACCUCCAACAAUGGUAACAGCACAUUCACAAGCAAGUACAAGUUGGACUUCCUUGAGGACGAUGAGGACACACCAAAUGCUGAGCCAGUCGACAUGGACGCUGUGCAGCAAGCCGACAUUGACAUGACGGGACCCCUGGCAAAGUUGGUGCAAGAGGACGGAACGGUCAUCGAGCUGAAGGAUGGCGAGGACGUCACACUUGGAAGACAGUCACUGCAGAUCAGAGACCUGCUGGUAAGCAGGAAGCAAGCCUCCAUCGUAGCCAACAAGAAGAACGGCAAGGUUGUAGUGGAGCUGACGCCAUUGGGCACCAACCAGAUGCAUAUCUCCAAGCAGGAUGAGGAGAAUGUACCACUGGCUCCAUUCAUCGUGCACACCUUGCAGCAUGGAGAUGUGUUCCUGUUGUGUUCGUUGAAGUAUCCCUUCAGGGUUGAGAUCCCAUCGGCAGCAGUGCAGUCGCCCAAGACCGUCGCAGCCGCUACAUCCAAGCCAAAGCCCAAGGUCCAGGCUCCAAAGAAGGAGCCAGAAGAGUCCAAGUUUGACUUCUUGGACGUGAGGGGAGGUAGCGACGGUGAAGCUGAAGCCAAACCCACAAAGAAGAAGGCUGCCACACCAGCUAAGAAGGAGAAGGAAGAGGACGACAAUGAGAAGGUUACAAACAAGAAGAGGAAGGCAACACAGCAGGACAGACCCAAACGCAAGAGAACCACCAAGAAGAAGGAUGAUGACUUUGUUGUUGACACUGGAUACUCUGACGAUGAUAUCAUCGAAGAAGACAACUCUGACGAGGAUUGGAAGCCAUCAGGAGGUGAAGAGGACGACGAUGAUGACUACGACCUUCCACAGACACGCUCAUCAGCCAAGCCAGAUUGCAUGUAUUGGGACAAAUGCUACAGGACCAACUCUGAUCACUUGCGCGACUAUAGACAUCCAACAAGCAAG
Molecule: messenger RNA, 2067 nt
Organism: Acytostelium subglobosum LB1
Lineage: Eukaryota; Evosea; Eumycetozoa; Acytosteliales; Acytosteliaceae
Exons: 2
Biological process (GO): base-excision repair, AP site formation via deaminated base removal; base-excision repair
Cellular component (GO): nucleus; mitochondrion
Molecular function (GO): uracil DNA N-glycosylase activity; protein binding; zinc ion binding
Source: RefSeq, a predicted model, not a curated record